Messenger RNA from Ceratosolen solmsi marchali, 1032 nucleotides. Its product is annotated as nuclear speckle splicing regulatory protein 1-like. The record is from RefSeq and is a predicted model, not a curated record. The transcript has a single exon. NCBI's taxonomy places the organism in Eukaryota, Metazoa, Arthropoda, Insecta, Hymenoptera, Agaonidae. Bases 1 to 1032 code for a protein of 343 amino acids.
AUGUCAAUUGACACUACACUUGCAUUUUCCUUUUUCUGCUCGAAAUUAGCCGAGUUUGCUCGUCUACGCGUUCUCGACGUCUGCCCAUCGUCGCUCCUUCGCCGAACGAAGUGCCACGAGCAGCUCGGACGACAGAACACGACAAAGCACGUCGAAGCACGACAAAGCACGUCGAAGCACGCCAAAGCACGCCAAAGCACGACAAAGCACGACAAAGCACGACAAAGCACGACAAAGCACGACAAAGCACGACAAAGCACGACAAAGCACGACAAAGCACGACAAAGCACGACAAAGCACGACAAAGCACGACAAAGCACGACAAAGCACGACAAAGCACGACAAAGCACGACAAAGCACGACAAAGCACGACAAAGCACGACAAAGCACGACAAAGCACGACAAAGCACGACAAAGCACGACAAAGCACGACAAAGCACGACAAAGCACGACAAAGCACGACAAAGCACGACAAAGCACGACAAAGCACGACAAAGCACGACAAAGCACGACAAAGCACGACAAAGCACGACAAAGCACGACAAAGCACGACAAAGCACGACAAAGCACGACAAAGCACGACAAAGCACGACAAAGCACGACAAAGCACGACAAAGCACGACAAAGCACGACAAAGCACGACAAAGCACGACAAAGCACGACAAAGCACGACAAAGCACGACAAAGCACGACAAAGCACGACAAAGCACGACAAAGCACGACAAAGCACGACAAAGCACGACAAAGCACGACAAAGCACGACAAAGCACGACAAAGCACGACAAAGCACGACAAAGCACGACAAAGCACGACAAAGCACGACAAAGCACGACAAAGCACGACAAAGCACGACAAAGCACGACAAAGCACGACAAAGCACGACAAAGCACGACAAAGCACGACAAAGCACGACAAAGCACGACAAAGCACGACAAAGCACGACAAAGCACGACAAAGCACGACAAAGCACGACAAAGCACGACAAAGCACGACAAAGCACGACAAAGCACGACAAAGCACGAGAAAGCAUGA